Molecule: messenger RNA, 3762 nt
Organism: Microdochium trichocladiopsis
Lineage: Eukaryota; Fungi; Ascomycota; Sordariomycetes; Xylariales; Microdochiaceae
Product: SacI homology domain-containing protein
Exons: 1
Coding region: 174-3266 (1030 amino acids)
Biological process (GO): phosphatidylinositol dephosphorylation
Cellular component (GO): intracellular membrane-bounded organelle
Molecular function (GO): phosphatidylinositol-3,5-bisphosphate 5-phosphatase activity
Source: RefSeq, a predicted model, not a curated record
CACGUCUGUGUAGUAUCAGUGAAUCUCGGCUGUGAACAACUGGAUGCCUGCGACAGGACAUAGCGAUGCGACAGGGCCACACACGAGGCUUUCUGACCAAGCAUGCCGCCUGGAGCUAGGCUCCAACUGUCAAUAGAGCCUGCAACGAUCAACACUCUGCUCCGCUAGACAGGAUGGCCGAGGCGGGCGAAGCACCUGCUCUGGACCCGGUUUCGCAAGCACGAACCACGCCGGAAGGACCUGGCAGCCCCGCGGAGGAUGCACUGCGCAAUGGCACAAGUGACGGGCCGAAGCAGGAGGUGAGCCCGGAGCCGGCUUUCCCGCUGCUGCAGAACAACGCAAGCAGCGAGACCCUGUCUCAAGCAGUGCCACAGCCUAAGGGUGCCGACGACAACGGCGAAGAGCCAGCCAUCGCGCAGCCGUUCCUGCGUACAAGCCGGCCCGAUAUGGCGUCGCGGGAGACCUCGCCUCCGGAUGAUGACAGAACCAAGCCGGACGAUGUCUACACCAUGUCCAGGUUCACCCUGUACGAGACCUCGGGCCAGUACUACAUCGUGGGCGGAGAUGCCACCGAGAAGCGCUACCGUGUGCUCAAGAUUGACCGCGACAGCCAGGAUGGGGAGCUUAGUAUCCAUGACGACAAGGUCGUCUACACGCAGAAGGAGAUGAAUGUCCUGCUGGACACCAUCGACGAUGGAAACAAGAACAAAGGAGGCAUCAAGCAGCGGUGCACGACCUGGGGACUACUGGGCUUCAUCAAGUUCACAGGUCCUUACUACAUGCUUCUCAUCACCAAGAAGAGCAUCGUCGCCAUGAUCGGGGGUCAUUAUGUAUAUCAAGUGGACGGCACAGAGUUGAUCCCCCUGACGCCGGGCAAGUACAAGCCCAGUGCGGCGAACCCUGAGGAGUCGCGGUUUCUGGGGAUCUUGAACAACUUGGACCUCACUCGAUCGUUCUACUUCAGCUAUUCUUACGAUAUCACCCGGACAUUGCAGUUCAACAUCACUCAAGAACGACUCGCCAAUGCAGAGGGCCUCCUGAGAGAGCCGUUUGACAAUAUCAACUCCAUGUUUGUCUGGAACACGCAUUUGUUGCAGCCGACUGAAGGAAUCCUCCAGCACCCCUUCGACUGGUGCAGGCCGAUUGUCCACGGUCACAUCGACCAGGCAGCUCUGUCGAUAUAUGGACGCGUGGCCUACAUCACGCUGAUUGCGAGGCGGUCCCGGUUCUACGCAGGUGCCAGGUUCCUGAAGCGCGGCACCAACGAUUUGGGAUAUGUCGCCAAUGAUGUCGAGACGGAGCAGAUUGUGUCCGAUUCCUUGACUACCUCUUUCCACGCGCCAGGGCCCAAGCUCUACGCCAGCCCGCAAUUCACCUCUUAUGUACAGCAUCGUGGCAGUAUUCCCCUCUAUUGGUCGCAAGACAGCACUGGUGUGACACCGAAGCCGCCUAUUGAGCUGAACCUGAUUGAUCCUUUCUAUACACCAGCGGCGUUGCACUUUGACAACUUGUUUGAGCGGUAUGGCUCGCCCGUAUAUGUCUUGAAUCUGAUCAAGGCCAAAGAACGGCAACCAAGAGAGAGCAAGCUGCUCGAUGAAUACACCAAAGCCAUCGACUACCUCAACCAGUUUCUCCCAGAAGAACACAAAAUCAUACACAAGGCGUGGGACAUGAGCCGAGCCGCCAAGAGUAAGACUGGUAACGUCAUCGAUACCCUCGAGAGCAUCGCAGAGACUGUCAUCACGACCACGGGGUUUUUCCAGAAUGGCGAUGGUGACAUCACGCCAUCCAUGGUACAAAACGGCGUGGCGAGAACGAAUUGCAUCGACUGCCUCGACCGCACGAAUGCGGCACAGUUCAUCCUCGGCAAGAGAGCAUUGGGCCAUCAGCUCCAUGCACUGGGCGUACUACAGGAGACGUACAUCGAAUACGAUACGGAUGCCGUCAACAUGCUGACCCACAUGUACCACGACCACGGCGAUUCUAUUGCUGUGCAGUAUGGUGGCUCCCAGCUGGUCAACACCAUGGAGACGUAUCGCAGAAUCAACCAGUGGACGAGCAACUCGCGCGACAUGAUUGAGAGCUUCAAGCGCUACUACAACAACUCGUUCCUCGAUAGCCAGCGGCAAGAGGCAUAUAAUCUGUUCCUGGGCAACUACAUCUUCGCCCAGGGACAGCCCAUGCUGUGGGAUCUGUCGACGGAUUACUACCUUCACCACGCCGACCCACGAGCUUGGUCACAAAAGGCACAGCACAACUACGUGAAAUGGUUCAACGCCGCCAAUCUUGAGAAGAGGGUCCUGCCCCCAUACGUACCACCGCCGCCGGGACUAAACGACAAGCCAGUCUCCUAUUUCGAUGACUACUGGCUAGAAUACUAUAGACCAGCCACGCUGUCGUCGUUCCAAAAGAUGUUCCCGUAUAAAAUGAACUCGACGAUCAGGUACAUCCCAGUGAAGCAGGCGGAGCAGGGCAAAUACGAUCUCAGCCCAUUCAAGGUCCGCGUCGAGGGCGACCACGAGGUGCAUGAACGCAAAAAGGCGGCGGCGGCGGCCAAGAAGGGCGUCGUGAUUGUCGACCCCAGCAAGCCGACACCGAUACCAGAGGAAGACAACGAGUCAACGCAGCAAGGGAGCAGCUCGCGGGGAAUAUCCCUCCAGCGUUGGCUGCAGCCACACCACGACGAUAACAAAUCCAGCGGCGCCCCGCAUGGCAUCAUGAAGAGCGUCUCGGAGCAGCAGCAGCACAAUGACCCUCUGUCAGCCUCGGCCGACGGAUCCAAGCACAAGCGCACGCCCCAGGAGAAGACGAGGGCGGCGCAGGGCACCUUCACGAAGCUGAUCCACGAGUCUCUCAACCCGAGCGUCAGCCUGCAAGAGACGGACGACUACGCGCGGUACGUGCGGCACCCAGAGACCCUGCCGCUCGUCAUAUCCAGCGACGCCCCGCCCGACGUGGACUCGACAGAGUACCAGGAAUACCUGAACAGCGGGAGCUGGCAGACGGACGGGGGCGGCCUGCUCGGCGUCACGACAACCAUAUCCACCACGGGGGCGGGCAACACGACCAUCCCUACCACGGCGGUGGGCGCCGGCGCAGGCACGGUGGCGACGAGCGAGGACGACCUCGCCGCGUACUGGGAGCAGCUGCGCGUCGCCGAGAACCCGCUGACCGUGACGGACGACGACUUCACCAAGAAGAGAUACAAGGCGUAUCGCAAGUGGCUCAGAGGCAAGUCCCUGUUCAAGCAGCAGCCCGUCGACUAGGUCUCGGCUGGGGGCUAUGCGGCCGCAACAGCGGUCGGGACCGGGGUCGGGAAAGGCGGUGGUGGUAGUGACGGUGGGCUCGGUGGUAUUGGUUGUUGUGACGACAAUGACUGUGGCCUAGGCAAGAGGGCGUCGAUCUUGUCAUCGGGGGCCGAAGACUCGGGGCUCAUGAUGCGUGUUGGGGGCGAUGGUGGCUUUGACGAGGAGUACGGCGGCUGUAACUCUGUGGAAGCAACGCCUAUGACUGACAUAUUCGACCUGGAAGAUUGAGGCCCACUAUCUGUUUCUGGGCCUAGUCUAGUAUAUGUACUUCUGCAAGCGAACGGCCAGCGAGCGGCUCUUGUUAUUAGUUUAACUUUAAACUUGUUGGGAAAGACUUCAAUAGAGAUCUCGAGAUUAUCAAAGAUGUUGAGGUUGCGCAGGGACGGCUCGAAACCCGUAGCUUCUAAAGCCAGCCGCGUCGAUCACCGCGACCAAAGCUGGAGUCUUCCAUCAA